Molecule: messenger RNA, 906 nt
Organism: Beauveria bassiana ARSEF 2860
Lineage: Eukaryota; Fungi; Ascomycota; Sordariomycetes; Hypocreales; Cordycipitaceae
Exons: 1
Coding region: 1-906 (301 amino acids)
Molecular function (GO): oxidoreductase activity
Source: RefSeq, a predicted model, not a curated record
AUGGCCUGCGAGAGCACCGUGCGCGUCCGCCCUGCCGCCGGCGGCGCCGACCCGGCUACGCAAACAAAAUACAAGAAGCCGCACAUCUUUGACACUAUUGAAGAGCCGACACUACUGCGUGAGAUUCUCGUCGACGACAUCUUUGUGCUCGGCGGCCAGUUUGCCAUUCUCUGCCAGUGGGCGCACCCGGGCCUCGCCAUCGGCAGCCACAAGCGCUCCAACUUUAAAACGCGCGUGGCGAACCGCCUGCAGACGACGAUGCGGUUCCUCAACGCGGCCGUCUUUGGCACCCCCGAGCAAAAGGACGCCGUCUUCUCCGUCAUCCACCGGUACCACGCGCCCGUCCGCGGCGAGGGCUACGACGCCAACGACCCGGAGCUGCACAAGUGGACCGCCGCGACGCUCUUUGUCUCGCUCGUCGUCAUCCACGAGCACGUUUUUGGGAAGCUGCCGCGGGAAAAGGAGGAGGCGCUGUUUCGGCAGUCGGCCGUGUACGGCACCAGUCUGCGCAUGCCGCCGGAGAUGUGGCCCGAGAGCCUGGACGCGUUUUGGGCGUACUGGGACCAUAACAUAGCGACGCUGGAGAUUACAGACGAGGCGCGCAGCCUCUGCCAGGAUUUGCUGUGGCCGGAGAACCUGCCGUUUGAGCUCGCGGCGCUGCUGCCGCUGUCGCGGCUCGUGACGGCGAAUGUGCUGCCGCCGCGGCUGGCCAAGGAGUAUAAUCUGGAGCCGACGGCGGCGAGCAGGCUCAUGUUUCAGACAGUCAUGUACGGCAUGGCGACGGUGUAUCCGCUGCUGCCGCUGAGUGUGCGCCAGAGUCGUUUUCGUCGCAGCAAGGGGGAUCUGGAGCGUGCGGUGAAGAGGAUUCAAGAAACGGGACAUUGGGCGGGUACGCCAGCGGCGUAG